Rhodofomes roseus is the source of this 1334-nucleotide messenger RNA. Its product is annotated as mitochondrial carrier domain-containing protein. NCBI's taxonomy places the organism in Eukaryota, Fungi, Basidiomycota, Agaricomycetes, Polyporales, Fomitopsidaceae. Gene Ontology annotation, molecular function: L-ornithine transmembrane transporter activity. The coding region runs from base 104 to 1012 and encodes 302 amino acids. The transcript is spliced from 7 exons. The record is from RefSeq and is a predicted model, not a curated record. Gene Ontology annotation, biological process: mitochondrial L-ornithine transmembrane transport.
CAGCGUUCCUCCCGCCACCCUCCGAGUCAGACCCUGUACGACCUGCUGCCCGUCCUUCAACCCUCUCUCCUCCUGACCGCCAGUCACAGCUGAGAGUCUCAAAAUGUCGAAGGCCCUCAUUGACUUGACCGCAGGGACUGCGGGCGGCGUCGCACAGGUACUCGUAGGCCAGCCGUUUGACAUUGUCAAAGUGCGCAUGCAAACGGCCCCGAAGGGCACGUACAGCGGCAUGCUGCACUGCGCCGGAGGAAUCCUGAAGAACGAGGGCCCCCUCGCGUUCUACAAGGGCACCCUCACACCGCUCCUAGGCAUCGGUGUCUGCGUCUCGAUCCAGUUCGGCGCACUCGAGUACUCGAAGCGCUUCUUCGCGCGGCGGAACCUCGAGGAGGGCAAGGGCGGGCCCACGGGGUUCAUGCUCACGGGCCCGCAGCUCGUGGCCUCGGGCAUCUUUGCGGGGGUCGCGAACGGCGUGGUGUCGGGCCCGGUCGAGCACAUCCGUAUACGCUUGCAGACUCAGUCCGCGACCAACCCGACGUACAGCGGCCCCUGGGACGCGAUCAGGAAAAUCUACUCCGCGCACGGCGUCGCGGGGAUCUACAAGGGCCAGGUGGUUACGCUCUGGCGCGAGUCGCUCGGCUACGGCAUCUACUUCCUCGCCUACGAAAAGCUCAUGCAGUACGAGAUCACGCGCAAGGGCAUCCGGCGGGACCAGGUCAACCCCGCAAAGGCCGUGCUGUUCGGGGCCGCUGCUGGUUAUGCGCUCUGGGCGAUCAUAUACCCUAUAGACAUGAUCAAGUCCCGCAUGCAGACGGACGGGUUCUCCCCCGCGGACGGUCAAAAAUACAAGUCGGCGCUGCAUUGUGUGCGGACAAUCUGGCGGACGGAGGGCAUUGGCGCGUUCACGCGCGGGCUGGGGCCUACCCUUAUCCGGUCACCCUUCGCAAACGGCGCGACGUUCCUCGGAUUCGAGCUCGCGAUGCGCUUGCUCUCCGGUCACGAAGAGGUCCCAUAGACAGUACCAUACUAUCUACCCACUAUGAAUCUGACGCGCUUUGAAGUUCUUGGGUUGUCAUAUAGCAUAACGUAUCUUAUUAGAUCUGCUCUGUCCAUGGACAUGUCCGUACACCUGGUAUACCUAGGACGGAUUAAUCGUUGUAGAACGGUGUUUCAACGCACUGCACAAUGGGGCUUCUUGGCCCUCUCUUCGCCGCGAUGAUAUAUACUGUCGAAGCCAUUGGCUCAGUGCCAAGUGAUCUCGGGCGCAAUCCGAGUGACGUAUUGCGGAACAGCGCAGCGUGUAUGCAUCCUUUGAAAUCGAAGUCAGUUGCAGAAAA